AUGGUUUCUUUGCAGCACAGGAGGAUCUAUAACACAUUCAAGAAGGUGCUGGCUGUGAUUCUUCUCCUGUAUGCUUUGACUUCAUGGCAUGAUGUCAAGAAACAUAGUAUGAACGUCAUGAAGCCUGGCAUAGUUGCCAAUGGUUACGAAGGUGGACUGAUCGAUGACGUGAGGUUCAUUAAGUGCUACGUUUGGUUCGGAAAUUGUGAUGUUGUUUUUGACGCUAACGAUGAAAAUGGCAAUCUGGUACCCUGGCACAGGGUUAAAAAAAAUCUCAAUGACGAUAAACUUUACGCUAUUAAAUUGGGGCUGCUCUACUCGACUUACCUCUAUGUACAUCUUGCGUCUACCUCUCGUCUCGGGAGUGUCAGAGCUUUGUCUGAUUUAGCCAUCGCCAGAGAUGCAACUUCGAUCCCAAUACAGGUUUUACAGGACAUAAAUGUUCACAUAAACUCGCGAGACAGCUCAAUGUUUCACGAUCACGAUCUAAAACUGGGGUUUUGGCGCCAACUUUUCAAGCAUGAUAUCACGAAAAUAUCAAUCAAAGGGGAAGAUUGGGAUUACAAAGGGCAUGGAAUAUGGUGCAAAUACUCCCAAAUCCGAGACUCAAAGUUUGAAAACGUAAUAUCCAAUAUGCAGCUCUUCUUGGGUAAUGGGUUUGUUGAAUCAAGGCCCAUGUGGAAAGAAGUCAUUCAUGAAAUGAAGAGAGGGAAAGGAAAGCAGCUACCGGCCAUUUCUAUUUCUAUGGAGAUCUUAAGUGAGCAUGGUGAGGUGGACAAUCUUGCUUUAUCCAAUAGCGUUUCAUUCAAAAAUGGCGAAUUAAAAAUUCUACAACUAACUGAUCUUCAUUUUGGUGUGGAAGACAGCAACUAUAAAUUCGAAAGAAUUGGGGAUCUAAGAACUCGAGAAUUCAUUAAUACGGUAAUUGGAUUAGAAAGACCUGAUUUGGUGAUCAUCACUGGAGAUGUGCUAGCAGGUGUACAUACGUUGGACUACGAAGCUGUAUUUUUAAGAGCCGUAGAACCCAUCAUCAAGGCACGUAUUCCAUAUGCAAUUGCAUGGGGUAAUGACGAUUUUUCGAAAUAUGCUUCCAAAGGACAACUCCUUUCAUUUGUUGAAAACUUACCAUAUUGCCUAAAUGGCGUCAGCGGGGAUGCUUCGCUAAUCAAAAACAUAUUUGAACCCAAGCACAAUAAUACGAACAUCGAAAUCACAUUGCAUAACAAAAAUAAGUUUAUCGGCACGAUUUUUGUUUUAGAUUCAACCUGUCCUAAGGAAGCAAACGCAUUUUUAGCGGAAGCAUUUAUCAACAUAAAGGCAGCGCGUGAUGAACUUAAUUAUUACUCGCUCGCUUUUCAGCAUUUACCUAUACCUGAGUACAGACCUAGUGGCUCCUUUGCCAUUAUAGGCUCAUAUAAUGAAAAACAGCCUUUAGAAUCCCCCCAGCUUAACCUCAGAUCUACACUAGAAGACAUGAGUAUUCAAGCUUUGAGUUGUGGCCAUGAGCAUGGGAAUGACUGUUGCCUGCAAUCAACUGGCCCGAUGUACAAAGAGGAAAUGUGGUUGUGCUAUGGGGGGCGUACUGGCGUAUCAGGUUAUUAUAUAGAAGGCGCUGCAGCGCCGAACGUCAGAUUCUUUAGAAUCAACGAUAACACUGGGGAAAUCACCAGUUGGAAGCGGGGGAUAACUACCCCAGCUAGGGUUUACGAUUAUCAAUAUGUCUACAAAAGGAAGAGCAGUUGA
This is a messenger RNA of Lachancea fermentati, 1743 nucleotides long. Lineage: Eukaryota; Fungi; Ascomycota; Saccharomycetes; Saccharomycetales; Saccharomycetaceae. The record is from the annotation of a GenBank genome assembly.